This is a messenger RNA of Diabrotica virgifera virgifera (western corn rootworm), 961 nucleotides long. Its product is annotated as larval cuticle protein A3A-like. Gene Ontology annotation, cellular component: extracellular matrix. NCBI's taxonomy places the organism in Eukaryota, Metazoa, Arthropoda, Insecta, Coleoptera, Chrysomelidae. The record is from RefSeq and is a predicted model, not a curated record. The coding region runs from base 160 to 906 and encodes 248 amino acids. The transcript has 3 exons.
CUAGAUGUGGAUUGACGAUGCAACUUCAACUUUUUUUUUCGAGGAACCGGUAAAAUAUCGCAGAGUGCGUGUGGAAAAGAAGUGACACCCUCGUAUAAAUAGGAGACUGCGAUUGCUAAUCAUCACAAUACUUCUGCGUCUCAAAGCGUACAGUACAAGAUGGCUUUCAAGUUAGUUAUCUUCGCCGCCUGCGUAGCAGUUGCCAGAGCUGGAGUCCUCAGCUCUCCAUUGGCUUACUCCGCACCCCUUGGUGCACCCUUAGCUUACGCUGCUCCUGUAGCCCAUGUAGCUAAAGUAGCUGCACCAUUAGCCAAGGCAGUAAUCGCUGAAGACUUCGACCACAACCCACAAUACUCUUUCGGUUAUGAUGUACAAGACAGCCUGACCGGAGACAGCAAAAGCCAAGUUGAAACCAGAAGCGGAAAUGUUGUACAAGGUUCUUACUCUUUGACCGAUCCCGAUGGCACCCGCCGUACCGUAGACUACUCCGCCGAUGACGUCAACGGUUUCAACGCUGUUGUCCGCAAAGAACCAUUGGUAGCCAAAGCCGUAGUAGCCGCCCCAGCAGUAGCCAAACUCGCAGCUCCAGCAGUAGCUUACGCCGCACCUGUAGCUAAACUCGCAGCCCCAGCUUUUGCUUACCAGGCUCAUGCUGCUCCUGCCCUCGCCUACUCUGCACCAUUAGCUAAAUACGCUGCCCCCGCUGUAGCCUACACUGCUCCAGCUGUAGCGAAAUACUCGUACGCUGCUCCAGCUCUUUCCUACUCAGCAUACUCUGCUCCAGCUGUAUCUUACGCCGCUCCAGCUGUAUCAUACGCUGCUCCAGCUCUUUCCUACUCUGCGCCAUCUUUGGCCUACCACGCUGCCCCAGCUCAGUAUGCCUACUCAAGCAAUUUGAUCCACUAAAUUAAUUGUAAAUAUGUAAAUAUUGUAUUUUCAAUAAAAAAUUGAAAAAAAUCUA